CAGCUCAGUUCCCUUUCGCUAUAUUUGGGGGUGACACUCACCUUCCCUCCUGCUCACCCUGCACCCCUUUCAACUUAAGAGAUGCCUGGACAUCACUGGAGGUGUAGACGCAGCUGGAGGUGCCGGGCGCCAGCAGAAGCCUCAGCGAGGACAGGGCCUCAGAGAGGACAGGCCCCCAGCCUGGCCUGGGCCCCGUCCAGGGUGGAUGCUGCCCCAUCCGGGCUGUGGGGUGCAGACGAAGGCCUGGAGGCCAUGGAGGGACUCCCAUCCUGAGCCUGCCCCCGCCCCAGCGUGGACCCCCAUGGCUCUCAGGCUGCUCACUCCACCUGCCAAUGUGCGUCAGAGCUGGGUGCGGGGCGCAGGAGACCCGGAGGGCCUGCUGGGGGUCCCUGCUCCUCCCUGCUUCUCAGGAGCCCUCUCCCUAGGGGCCGAGGAGCGCCCCUCCCGCAUCAGUCAGAGGGCAGAUCCCGCAGCGCUGGGAGCCGUCUGCCGGAGAAGUGGCUCCCGGAGGGCCCGGGGUGCCGGGGCUGAGGUCUCCGAGCUGCAUCUCAGCAGAGCCCCCCACCCUCCAGUCGCUCCCCAGAUCCAGGGCUGGGAGCCCCAGGGUCAGGAGCCCCUCAGAGGGGCAGGAGUAUUGGGAAUUCCCAAUACAAGCCCUGUUCCUGCAGCACCUGCCUGUCCUGGGGUCAAAGGCCAUGCCCUGACAGAGCCCUUGAGGCAGAGUCUCAGGACUGGCCCGCUGUGGGGCCCUGCUGCUCCAGCCCGCCUUGUCCUCUUUGCUCCUCUCGGAGGAGAAGCCCUGAUCCCAGGUCCCCCACACACCCCCAGAUCCCGGGCCAGCCCAGCGGGCUUCGUGUCCCUGGCUGUGUGGGGGAGACAGAGAUACAGAGAGCUGGAGAGGUCCUGGGGUGUGGGAGGCUGGGCCAUCCGGAGCCUCCGGCCCUUCUCCUCCUGGAGACUAUCUUCCGGGGCGUGGGGGUGCUCAAGGCCAGGCUGCUGCAGUGGGCGUGGGGGGGAGGGCCCGGAAGACGGACGCCGGGCUGCAGCAGGGGAAACUACCGUUGGCACUCGGGAGCCAGGGAGCCAGCACGCCCAGACUGCCCACCACCCGCCUCUGCGUCAGCCCGCUCUCCCCAGAAGGAACAUCCUGUGUACCUUUUCUACUUCGAUUCUGAAUUAGGCUGUUUCCAUCCCACUGCUCCAGGCUCUGCCGGGCCAGGGCAAGGUAUCGGGAGUCAGCUGUCUCUGCCCACCCCGGGGCGUUGCUUCUCCAGGUCUGAGUCUCUUCCUGCCUGGAAAGCCAGCUGCUGAAGAGCGUGCAGCUCUGAUGAGGCCCCCAGCCCUGUUCGCGGCGCUCCUCUGGCUCCCAGGCUUCUUGGCCAAGGAAGAUGAGUGCCAGCCCCCGGAAGAGGGUCCCAUAGGGGCCAGUGGAGGACCGCCCCUGAGGGUGACGGUCAGCAGCCGGGGCAGGUCCGCCAGCCUCACGCUGAGCUGGGCCGCCCCUGGGCCGGGCGGGCCCGGCCGCACCCUCCGCCUCAGCCGGCUGAACCCCCGCGGCUCCCCUGAACGGCAGCUGCUCCAGGCCCACACCAACACGUCCAGCUUCGAGUUCCGGGACCUGGUGCCAGGAAGUCGCUACCAGCUGGAGGUGACGGCCGUGCGCCCCUGCGGGCAGAACGCCAGCCUCGGCCUCACUGUGCUCACAGCCCCGUCCACUGUCCAGGACCUGCAGCUCCACGGCUCCGAGAGCCCGUCCAGCCUGCGGGCCUCAUGGGGCUCUGCCCCCGGGGGGCAGGAUGGCUACCAGCUUGUCCUCUGCCACCUGGAGUCCCAGACAGUGGUUCACAACGUCUCCACGUCUGCCGGCACCCUGACCUACAAUUUUAGCCACCUCCUACCAGGCAGUGAGUACGUCUUGGAGGUUACCACCUGGGCUGCCCACCUCCAAGCGAAGACCAGUGCCCGCCAGUGGACAGCUCCUGUACCUCCAGGGCAGCUGGCGCUGCGUGCCCUGGGCACCAGGGCCCUGCGGGCCUCCUGGGGCAGCGCUGGGGGGGCCGCCUGGCUGCACCUCCUGCUCACAGACCUCCUCAGUGGCUCCAACCGGACGGCGGGCGUCACAAGAGGUGUCUCCAGCCACACCUUCCCGUGCCUCUCUCCCGGAACCCCCUACACGCUGACACUCAGCGCUGUCGCCGGCCCCCGUUGGGCAGCGGGGCCCAGUGCCACCGAGUGGACCCGUCCCUCCACGGCCCUGGACCUGCGGCUCACUCCCCAGACCCCAGGGCUUGGGGCCAGCUGGAAGGCGGGCCCCGGGGCCUGGGAGGGCUACCUGCUCAGGCUGAGCGGGCCUAUGGAAAAGACCCUAAGUUUGGGCCCUGGGGCCCUCAACGUCACGUUCCCAGGGCCCCUGCCAUCCGGACACUACACUCUGGAGCUGAGAGUUCUGGCGGGGCCCUACGAGGCCGGGGCCCAGGCCACUGCCUGGCUGGGUGAUGCUGCAGCCCAGCACCCGCAGGGCAGCGGUACCGAGCUGCCCCUGGAUGGGCCAGAGGCCAGCAAGGAGCCUGGGAGCCGGACACUGCCCCACUCUGAGGGGGCCCCCUGCCUCCUCAGAAAUGUCUCAGGGCCACCUGGUGCCACCCAGGUCACGCUCCACGGGCCCGGGGCCCGCUCCCAGGUGGACGCUGUCUCUGCUCUGGGCACUGCCACCUCAAGCCCCACAGGCCACGCAGGGCCCCCCACGCCACAGCCGCUGGAGGUGGCCAGCAGGGACAGCCCCUCCGCCUUGACCGUUGGCUGGGCCCCGGCACCGGGGCCACGGGGAGGCUACAGGGUCAGCUGGCACCAGGAGGGCGGCCAGGGCUCGCCGGGCGGGCUUGUCGACUUGGGCCCGGACAACGCCAGCCUGACACUGCGGGGUCUCGUGCCCGGCUCCUGCUACGCCGUGUCUGUGUGGACUCGGGUGGGGAACCUUAGCGCCAGCAUCCAAAGGGCUCGCGCCUGCACACUCCCUGCGCCGCCUGCCAACCUGAGCCUGGGCCUGGCUGCCCGGACCCCUGUCCUGAGGGCCGUCUGGAGCCCCCCCGCGGGGGGCAGGGACGGCUUCCUCCUGCGGCUUUACUGCCUGCGGCCUCCAGCUCUGGAGAGCCAGGAGACCCUGGGCCCCGAGGCACAGACCUUCUCCUGGGCCCGGCUGGCUCCGGGCACUGAGUUCCUGGUGUGGCUGGCCACCCUGCGGGGUCCCGACCAGAGCAGCAGCGCCAACGCCACGGGCUGGACGCGCCCCCUCGCCCCUGCCCUGGUGAACGUGACCAGUGAAGGCGCCACCCAGCUCCGGGCGUCCUGGGUCCACGCGCCGGGGGGCCGGGAGGGCUACCGGGUGACACUCUACCAGGCGGGCGUCCCGGUGCACUCCAGCCCCGUGGGGGCCCAGGUGGACGGCGCCAGCUUCUCGGCUCUGACUCCGGGCACUGAGUACGAGGUGGAGGUGGUCACGCAGGCCGGGCCCCUCCGUGCAGUGGCGGCCAGUGCCGCCGGCUGGACCUCCCCAGUGGUGCCUGCGGAGCUGCUGGUGUCCAUGCAGGCGGGCAGCGCCGUGGUCAGCCUGGCCUGGGCCAGCGGCCCCCUGGGGCGCGGAGCCUGCCACGCGCAGCUCGCGGGGGCCGGGCUCCUGUCCCGGGAGCAGCCCCUGGCCCUGGGCCAAGCCCGCCUGGUCCUGAGAGACCUCACGCCUGGCCGCAACCUCUCCUUGGCCGUGCGGUGCCGGGCGGGGCCCCGCCAGGCCUCCACGCACCCUGUGCCGCUGCCCGUGGAGCCUGACCCGGUGGAGGACGUGCAGUGCCAGCCCGAAGCCACGCGCCUGGCCCUGGUCUGGACGGUGCCCGCGGGGGACGUGGACACCUGUCUGGUGGUGGCGGAGCAGCUGGCGGCGGCAGGGGCCGCCCAGCUCGUCUUCCGGGCCAACACCUCCGGGGGCGCCCUCCUCCUGGCGCGCCUGGCGCCUGCCGCGUCCUACCGCCUCAGCCUCUCGGUGCUGGGCAGGAACGGCCUGUGGAGCCGGGUGGUCAGCCUGGUGUGCGCCACCACGCCCGAGGCCUGGCACCCCCCGGAGCUGGCCGCAGCCCCCCGGCUGGAGCCCGAGACGGGGAUGGGCGUGCUGAUUGCCCAGGGCAUGUUCGGCGAGGAGGACGGGCAGAUCCAGUGGUACGGGGUCAUCGCCACCACCAAUAUGUCGCUGGCCCGGCCUCCCCGCGAAGCCGUCAGCCGCACAUGGUACGACCAUUACUACGGCGGCCGCGACGCCUACCUGGCUGUACUGCUCUCCAACCCGUUCUACCCCGGGCCCUGGGCCGCGCCCACAUCCUGGCCGGUGCCCGUGGGCACGGACGACUGCGGCCGGACCCGCGACAUAUGUAACGGGCGGCUCAGGCCGGGCUCCCGGUAUCGGUUCAGUGUCGUGGCCUUUUCCAGGCACAGCCCUGACACCCUUAUCGCCGUCUCAGCCUUUUCAGAGCCCCGGACCAGCCCUUCCUGGGCAGUGCCCCUUCCGGUGGCAGCGGGCACCGCGGCCGGCGUGCUCGCCCUGGGUGUCUUGCUGGGCCUGCUGUGCUGGAGGCGAGUGAACGGGCAGAGGGCAGAGAAGAGCCUGCGCUCCCAGGAGCUGACUGCUUACAACCUGCGGCGGACCCACCGGCCCAUCCCCGUGCACAGCUUCCAGCAGAGCUUUGAGGCCAAGAGUGCCCACGCCUACCAGGCCUUUUUUCAGGAGUUUGAGGAGCUGAAGGAGGUGGGCAAGGAGCAGCCGAGGCUGGAGGCUGAGCACCCUGCCAACAGCGCGAAGAACCGCUACCCUCACGUGUUGCCCUACGACCACUCCCGGGUCAGGCUGGCCCUGCUGGACGGGAAGCCCCACUCUGACUACAUCAAUGCCAGCUUCAUCCCGGGCUACACCCACCCGCAGGAGUUCAUCGCCACCCAGGGGCCUCUCAAGAAGACACUGGCGGACUUCUGGCGGCUGGUGUGGGAGCAGCAGGUCCACGUCAUCGUCAUGCUGACCGUGGGCAUGGAGAACGGGCGGGUGCUGUGUGAGCACUACUGGCCGGCCGACUCCCGCCCCAUCACCCACGGGCCGGUCACCAUCCUCCUGCUGGCCGAGCAGCCACAGGACGAGUGGACCACACGGGAAUUCCAGCUGCAUCACGCUGCCCAGCAGCGGCAGCGGAGGGUGAAGCAGCUGCAGUUCACCACCUGGCCGGACCACAGUGUCCCCGAGGCCCCCAGCUCCCUGCUGGCCUUUGUGGAGCUGGUCCGGGAGCAGGCGAGGGCCACCGUGGGCGCAGGGCCCCUCCUGGUGCACUGCAGCGCGGGCGUGGGCCGCUCAGGCACCUUUGUGGCCCUGUGGCGGCUGCUGCGGCAGCUGGAGGAGGAGCAGGCGGUGGACGUGUUCCACGCGGUGCACGUGCUGCGCCUACACCGGCCGCUCAUGAUUCAGACCCCGAGCCAGUACAUCUUCCUGCACAGCUGCCUCCUGAGCAGGGUCCUGGAAGGGCCCCACAGCACCCGCGCUGCCGAGGCUGCAGAGACCCACAGCAGGCACUGGGCAGCCCCAGGCACCUCCCACGCAGCCGGUGCCCCCUGCAGGCCGCAGCCCAUCCCCGUGAGGAACUUUGCCCGAGUGUGCGCAGAACAGGCCGCCAAUGGCAACGCGGGCUUCCUGGAGGAGCACCAGCUCCUGCUCCGGGCCCUGAAGGACGAGGCAGGCUCUGGGACACCCCCUCCCCGCGGUGAGCAGAAUGAGGGCCGUUGUCACGAGUGGUCCCCUUCGGUGGAGAGCGGCCCAGCUGGGGAGAUGCUUGAAGCCUGGCUCUUCCCUGGCGGGCCCUCUGGCCGUGACCAUGUGGUGCUGACCGGCCCUGCAGGGCCAGCUGAACUCUGGGAGCUGGUGUGGGAGCACGGGGCCUGCGUGAUGGCCUCCUUGUGCCCACCGGACCCCCAGGAGGAGGAGUUCUGGCCCACGGAGACGCAGCCUGUUACCACGGACGCGGUGACCGUGCGCUGGGUGGCGGACGGCAGUGCUGCAGGCUGGCCCUGCACCUUCCUUCACGUCACACAUCGGUGCCAACGUCUCUACCCAGAAGGCGAGCGGGAAGGAGAGACCGGUGCAGCGGCUGCAGUUCCCAUGCUGGGAGCCGGGCCAGGCGCUCCCCACCGAGACCCUGCUGCCCUUCCUGGCCGCCGUGGGCCGGUGCUGCUCCCGGGACACCGAGCAGCCAGGCACGCUGCUCAGUCACUGCAGCAAGGGUGCGGCCCAACUGGGCACCUUCCUGGCCCUGGAGCAGCUGCUGCAGCAGGCAGGGACCGAGGGCGCCGUGGACGUCUUCACUGUGGCCUUGCAGCAGUCGCAGGCCUGCGGCCUCAUGACCCCAACGCUGGAGCAGUACGUCCACCUCUACAGCUGCCUCGACAGCGCGCUCUCGGAAGGGCUGCCGUGAGUCACCCAGCCCCUGCUGUGUGGGAGGCGGUGCUGGCCCGGCAAGCCCACUGUGGCCCGGCUUCCCCGGGAGGGUGGCCUGCACGCCAACCCCGUGCUGUGAAGGGCAAUAAACGGUGUGGUCAAGCCUGA
Cervus elaphus (red deer) is the source of this 6625-nucleotide messenger RNA. RefSeq names its product receptor-type tyrosine-protein phosphatase V-like. The transcript is spliced from 36 exons. Gene Ontology annotation, molecular function: protein tyrosine phosphatase activity; cadherin binding. Gene Ontology annotation, biological process: angiogenesis; protein dephosphorylation. The coding region runs from base 1328 to 6625 and encodes 1765 amino acids. The record is from RefSeq and is a predicted model, not a curated record. Lineage: Eukaryota; Metazoa; Chordata; Mammalia; Artiodactyla; Cervidae.